This is a messenger RNA of Mucor mucedo, 889 nucleotides long. RefSeq lists its product as uncharacterized. NCBI's taxonomy places the organism in Eukaryota, Fungi, Mucoromycota, Mucoromycetes, Mucorales, Mucoraceae. Gene Ontology annotation, biological process: purine nucleobase biosynthetic process. Gene Ontology annotation, molecular function: methylenetetrahydrofolate dehydrogenase (NAD+) activity; methylenetetrahydrofolate dehydrogenase (NADP+) activity. The record is from RefSeq and is a predicted model, not a curated record. The transcript is spliced from 3 exons. Gene Ontology annotation, cellular component: cytosol. Bases 1 to 873 code for a protein of 290 amino acids.
AUGAACACUUGUAAGACAGUACUGGCUUCAACGGUAUCAAAGCACUUUCGAAAUCGUAUCAAGCGGGAAAUAUCCGAAAGGAACAUUCGUCCCAAACUGGUGGGUUUCUUAGCUAACGAAGACCCUGCUUCCAAAAAAUAUGCGGAACAAACCGCGAAAACCUUAAAAGAAACAGGUUUCGACUUUAACCUAAUCAAAGUAGACAAAGGUCAAUUGGAAAGCAGCAUUCAAAGGGCAAAUUUAGACUCAGAUGUCAAUGGCAUCAUGGUUUAUUAUCCCGUAUUUGGGGACCAGAUCGAUACCAAGUUGAAAAAUACAGUGGAUAGUUUUAAAGAUAUUGAAGGUCUUCGUCAUGUAUCGGCAAAGAAGGAGCGGAAUACAGUACCUUGUACACCUCUUGCAGUAAUUAAGAUCCUCGAGUUCAUAGGUGCAUAUAAGUCGGAUCUGCUUCACGGUCAACGCUUAAAAGAUCAUACUGUCACCAUAAUUAACCGAAGUGAGAUUGCAGGCCAGCCAUUAGCAGCAUUACUUGCUAAUGAUGGGGCCACAGUAUAUUCAGUUGACGAGCACAGUGUCCAAGUGCUUACAAAAACGCACAAGCAAGAAGAUACAGAGUUGAAAAUCUUUCAAGUCUUACCCAAAUCUGAUAUUGUCAUUACUGGAGUUCCGGCACCCAAAUACAAAUUACCUACAGAAUUAUUAAAGCCAGGCGUAAUUGCAAUCAAUUUCUCAACAUUUGCUAAUUUUGAACCGGAUGUAGUAUCAAAGGCGUCCUAUUUUGUUCCAUCUGUCGGUAAAAUGACAGUUGCUAUGUUGGAGAAGAAUCUCUUGACACUUUAUAAUCACCAAAACCCUCACCAUACCCGCCCAUAGAUUUUUUUUUGAUUUU